GCUUGUGAUAGCAGGAUGACCGCACAACCCCACCUGCCUUGCCUACAUGUACGGCCCUAUGCUGUGCUGGUUUAUGCUCCCAAGCAGCUGUCACUGUCACCAUCAUCCCACCUUGGCUUCUCUUUGUCUCAUCCAUUUUCCCUUCCCACUUACCCAAAGUCAAUCAAUUCCGCCGAUCAGGCUCUGCAGUAAUCACCUGCAAGCCCUUGUUAGGUACUAAACAGAAGAUUAUCCUAACUUACCUGACCUACCUAUAGGCACCAAUCACUGGCCAUUUGUAGAAGUUAGAGCUUUGGGACCGGCACACCUGUAACCAGUCUCAAGCCUCUUGAGAAUUCCCCCUGCAUCGAGAAAACGGUUCUGUGUUCGUGAGACAACUUGCAACGAAACACACCAUUGGCCCUCAAAAGCGUUGUCGUAUGCAUCGUCCAGGAUUACGCAUGACACAUGGGAUAUUCAUUAUACUAAAUAUAUCAGUCUUCAAAUUGAUGAAGAUUAUCUUUAAGUGAUUUAAGAAGCCCCAAGCUAAAGUCAAGCGAACAAAGAAAGGGUACUACUAGGUAGAGAGGGGAAAAAGUGUCAAUACUCUUCUCUUUCUCUUCUCUUUAUUCUCUUCCUCCUCCAAGAUAACAACUGCAACUUGGGCAAGGUUAUCUGGAGAGAGUACUAUCUAUACCUAGGAUCUCGAGACCCCUAUUAGAACCGCCAACAUGGAAACACCAAAGAUUCCUGCCCCGGAGGACGAAGGGGAGAAAGGAGUCCUCGAAAGCCUAAUCGCCAUUCGCGACCAAUUACAAUUGCGUAAACUCGAUCGAACGACCUACGUUCGAACCCAAGAUGUUAUGGUCCUAUAUGAUCAAACCAUUGAGCAGGUCAGGAUUCUAUACGAAAUCAGAAAUGGGAAGGUUGUGGAAGAAAAUCGAGUCGAUAGAGUUGUAGACAGCUGCUUUCAACUGCUAUCGCUAUUCUUCAUGACAAUCGGUCGAAACAAUGAAGCGCCCGCGGCCUAUGCGCUAACGUCGACCAUCAAGCGACUCCUAGAUCACUUGACCGAAGCUAAUUUGUUCAGUGCUCAAGAUCUUGAGAGCAUGUCACAGACGUUGGUGCAUUUAUCGGAGAUAGUGCAUAACUCUGCUAGUACGAAGCCUGCGCCCUUCCUCGAGACCUUAAUUACGCAACGGAUAGAUCGGUGUCGGGUUUCCUUGGCCAACCUGCAACAGAAAAUCAACGACAUUGCCGAGCCGCUGAGACCCACGGCGGAUAAACUUGUUUCGAUACUGAGACAGAUGGCAGUGAUUAAUACAAAAUCCAGGUUCUCGCCAGGGGAGAUACAGAAACUCGAAGCGCAGCUUAGAGAAAUUGGCGAUAAGCGAAAAGAUGGGCAGUUUAUGGAUGAUGACGGAAAUAUUCUGAAAGGGAGUCAGCACAUUUCAAAGCUAUUGGACAGAUGUAUAGAGUAUACGAAAAUCGUGGUUGAAAGAAACGGCCAAUUUCCAGACAAAUGGAAACCUGUCUACGAAGUACUUGUCGGUAUUAGAAACGAACUCGAUAAGUUGUCAUUGACACAAGCGUGGUCAUUGCGGGAAACAGAUUUAUAUGAUUAUCAACGACAGCUGGACAGGAUUGAUGAGAGUAGAGUGAAUGGUAACUGGCUAGAUGACCAAGGACGACCAGCUGAUCUCUACGUCCAACGAACACUCCUCUACCUGAUUCGAAGAAGCUACGGCUAUAUCUAUCAACUUAUGAUAUCGUCGGAGCCUGUUUCCGAAGCGCUACUGCCGAUUUACAACCAAUUACAAACUCUAAAGCGCUGUCUCGUGGAGGUAAAGAAUAGCGGUGGCGUAAGCUCGGCUAGGGAGCUUUACCCCUAUAGUAUGAAGCUACACUCAAUCGAUAAUAUGAAAGUGGACGGGAAAUUUAUGGUUGGGGAAGAUAUCCCUGAGGGCCAAGGCAGUGUGGCUGAACUACUAGCUGAGUGCUUCGACCUCAACUACGAGCUUCGUGUCGCAGCGGAAUCAGCAACACCAACACCUCCGCCAGAACGACAACAGGGGCCGGAGUCGUAAUGUUUACAAUAUGCUUUGGUUUUAUGAUACUUGGUUUGUACAACUUGACCUUUGGGUGCAUGGGAGGUGUUGACGGUAGUACUACGAGGAAUCUGUUUGUCAAGGGGCGCACAAUGGUACCUAGUGGCCCUAUUAUAGACGAGACUUGAACUUGGCAUGCUAUUAAUAACGGGGUAGCCGUAGCUCACAAGUUAUUCAUAGGAACUAAAUACAUGAGGGA
Molecule: messenger RNA, 2286 nt
Organism: Hypoxylon fragiforme
Lineage: Eukaryota; Fungi; Ascomycota; Sordariomycetes; Xylariales; Hypoxylaceae
Exons: 5
Coding region: 711-2066 (451 amino acids)
Cellular component (GO): nucleus; cytoplasm
Source: RefSeq, a predicted model, not a curated record